CGACUUGCUGUCUCCCUGGCGGCCCGUGACCUGGAAGCAAUCUGGGUAAAAUGGCGGCGCCCAGAGUCCAGACCAAGCGGGUCCGGAGCCCGCGGCUUGCUGCAUGAGACAGUUGAAACUCAGAGAGGUUAAGGCCCUCUCCCGAAGUCACACCGCAAGUUGGGAGCUAGGUCGGAAUUCGAACCCGCGUCAGUCCGUUUCUCCCAAGGAACCCAGAAUCCUGACAGCCAGCCUCAGAGCUGCUAUAAUAAAAUCUUUAAAAACAAAGUAAAACAAAAAACAGUGUGGUACUGGCAUAAGACCCAACGUAUAGAUCAAUGGAACUGGGAGCCCAGAAUUACAUUCUUACAUUUAUGGUCCGUUGAUUUUCAGCAAGAAUGUCAAGACAAAAGAGUACCCUUAUCAUGGUGGUUGUCUGACAAGCAGCAGCAUGAGCUGGGCCCAAGCCCUCCUGCUGGCCCGGGGCAUCUCUCGGGGCUGGAGAGGCAUCUGCGGGGCCACCGUCAUGGGAUCCCCCUUCCCCCAGGUGCCUCUCCAGGCCCCACGAGGCCUGCACUGCAGCGCCGCCGCCACCGCAGCCGGUAGCUCCGACUCGUGGCUGGCCCCGCCCCCGCCCGAGCCCCAGAAGGGACCCACGAAGGCCCUGGCCUUCCACGAGGAGCUGUUCCAGCGGGCACCGGAAGGGACGCGCGACAAGGCGGACUUCGUGCGCGCCGUGCAGAACUUCGGGCAGCAGAAUGUGCACAAGCGGGGUCACGUGGACUUCAUCUACUUGGCCCUGCGCAAGAUGCGGGAGUUCGGCGUCGAGCGGGACCUGGCUGUCUACAACCUGCUGCUCGACGUCUUUCCCAAGGAGGUCUUCCGGCCUCGCAGCAUCAUCCAGCGGAUGUUCAUCCACUACCCCCGGCAGCAGGAGUGUGGGGUCGCCGUCCUGGAACAGAUGGAGAACCACGGCGUGAUGCCCAACAAGGAGACCGAGUUCCUACUGCUUCAGAUAUUUGGACGUAAAAGUUACCCCAUGCUCAAGUUUGUGCGCAUGAAGCUGUGGUUCUCCCGCUUCAAGAAUAUCAACCCCUUCCCUGUGCCCCGGGACCUGCCCCGGGACCCGGUGGACCUGGCCAAGUUGGGCCUGCGGCACAUGGAGCCCAACCUCAACGCCGCCGUCACCAUUUAUCAGAUGCCUUCUUCCACAGACUCCACAGGUGCAGCACAUCCCGCCGAGCCCCACAUUGUAGGAAUCCAGACUCCUGAUCAGCAGGCUGCCUUGGCCCACCACAACCCAGCCCGGCCUGUCUUCGUCGAGGGCCCCUUUUCCCUGUGGCUCCGAAACAAAUGUGUCUAUUAUCACAUCCUCAGAGCUGACUUGCUGCCCCCUGAAGAGAGGGAAGUAGAAGAAAUUCCAGAGGAGUGGAAUCUCUACUACCCGAUGCAGCUGCACCUGGACUACGGGAGGAGCGGCUGGGAUGACUACGAGUUUGACAUCCAUAAAGUGGAGGAAGGCCCUGUCUUCGCCAUGUGCAUGGCGGGUGCCCACGAUCAAGCUACACUGGCCAAGUGGAUCCAGGGCUUGCAGGAGACCAACCCAGCCCUGGCCCAGAUCCCCGUGGUCUUCCGCCUGGCAGGGUCCUCCGGAGAGCUCCUGGCGCCCUCCUCAGGGCUGGAGGAGCCGCCCCCGCCCCCACCAGAGGGCCAGGAAGAAGAGGAAGACGAUCAGCAGCGACAGCAUCAGGGCCAGAGCUGAGCUUGAGCGGCCAUCCGCACAAGCUGUGGACUGGUGUGACAGCGUGAGAUGCCUUUUGAGUGUACAGCAAAUAAAAGUUUUCCGUCCUGGGGCUCCCCUCUCUCUUCUCUGACA
Lutra lutra (Eurasian river otter) is the source of this 1855-nucleotide messenger RNA. RefSeq names its product ECSIT signaling integrator (gene ECSIT). The transcript has 10 exons. Gene Ontology annotation, cellular component: mitochondrion. The record is from RefSeq and is a predicted model, not a curated record. NCBI's taxonomy places the organism in Eukaryota, Metazoa, Chordata, Mammalia, Carnivora, Mustelidae. Bases 431 to 1741 code for a protein of 436 amino acids.